AUGUUUAAAGCAGUAAAACUAAUAACUUUCUACAGCCCCUCAACAAUCUUUAUACCAUCAAGAACGUUAAUGAAGCAUAAUAUCAACCACAUUAUAAGCAAGAAAGUAAUUGACAGAUAUUUAAGAUUACCAUUUCCGUGUAACAAAGUUUUGGCUACCUACUGUUGGAUCGAUGGAUCUGGUAUCAAUAUGAGAUGUAAAGAUAGAAUCCUGAAUUGCGUACCGUAUGCGCCAGAAGUGGCUCCAGGAUGGGCUUUUGAUGGUAGUUCGACAGGUCAAGCAACAACUGACAACUCUGACACUAGGUUGCAACCCGCUGCUAUUUAUAGGGAUCCUUUUAGAAUGGAGCCCCACGUAAUAGUUUUGGCAGAAGUUUACUUAGGAGACGGAGAUAAACCAGCACCUACAAAUCACCGUAAAAAAUGUAAUGACUUAUGCGAAGCGUGGGCCGAUGAAGAACCGUGGUUUGGACUCGAACAAGAGUAUACUAUGUUAGACGUUGAUGGUUGGGGUCUUGGUUGGCCUAAAGGAGGGGGUUUUCCUGCAGUUAAGUAUCAAUAUUCUUACUGUGGAGUUGGAGCAAAAUACAUAGCAGGACGGGAAGUUUCUGAGGCACACGCACGAGCUUGCUUAUACGCAGGUCUCGAUUUUGAAGGCACAAAUGCAGAAGUAAUGUAUGCUUGCUGGGAGUGGCAAAUUGGUACAACAGUUGGUAUUAAAGCUCCAGACGAUUUAUGGAUGUCCCGAUUUAUAAUGAGUCGAGUUGCUGAAGAAUAUGGUGUCGAUAUUACUUAUCAUCCUAAACCAAUGGGAGCCUUACAUCCUGGUGUAGGAAUGCAUCACAAUUUUAGCACCAAACGUAUGCGUUCGGACGGCGGUUAUCAAUUUAUUGAAGAAUGCAUAAAAAGAUUAGAAACAAAUCAUAUGAAGCAUAUGAAAAACUACGGUAAUGAUGAAGCUACUAAUAGAAUGCGUCUCUCAGGAAAAUUCGAAACUGCGCCGUUUGAAAAGUUUUCAUGGGGUGUUGCUAGCAGAGCUGCGUCGAUUCGAUUACAGAGAAGCGUCAAACAAAAAGGCAAAGGCUUUUUUGAAGACAGGCGACCUGGAGGCGACUGUGACCCGUAUCUAGUAUGUGGGCUUUUAAUGGAAACAUGCCUUGGAUCGGGACCAAAUAGCCCUGCUGGUGGUGGUGGUGGUGGCAAGGGAAACCCUUGUAAAAAGUGA
This is a messenger RNA of Amyelois transitella, 1224 nucleotides long. Its product is annotated as glutamine synthetase 1, mitochondrial. Bases 1 to 1224 code for a protein of 407 amino acids. Lineage: Eukaryota; Metazoa; Arthropoda; Insecta; Lepidoptera; Pyralidae. Gene Ontology annotation, cellular component: cytoplasm. Gene Ontology annotation, molecular function: glutamine synthetase activity. The record is from RefSeq and is a predicted model, not a curated record. The transcript has a single exon.